This is a messenger RNA of Gryllus bimaculatus (two-spotted cricket), 365 nucleotides long. The record is from the annotation of a GenBank genome assembly. NCBI's taxonomy places the organism in Eukaryota, Metazoa, Arthropoda, Insecta, Orthoptera, Gryllidae.
UUCAUGUAGGUAGUCAGCAACGUUUACACUGUUGGUUGUAGUGUUUCACCCAUGGCCAGGGCAAAAGCUUGGCGAUUUCGUUCAUCGAUUGAGACGUGAGGUUGUAUAUAAUUUUAUUUGGUAGAUCGCAUCGUCGCCCUAUUACACCAAUAUUAUACGUGGCGUUUUGACAGCUCAUUCUGCGAAACUUAGAGGAAACUGAUUUAGAACAUAAGAUAAAACUUAAUUACCCGUGAUAUUUUGACAGGUGUUUGAGUGAUGGAUAAAGCAAACAAAGGGCAACAUUUAAAAUUCAUGGAAAAUUUUGAUCCAGAGCAAAGUAACAGAGAGAAAAGAAAAUUGACGAGGAAGAUAUACACCGGCAG